Messenger RNA from Toxorhynchites rutilus septentrionalis, 1964 nucleotides. RefSeq lists its product as uncharacterized. The record is from RefSeq and is a predicted model, not a curated record. The transcript has 2 exons. NCBI's taxonomy places the organism in Eukaryota, Metazoa, Arthropoda, Insecta, Diptera, Culicidae. The coding region runs from base 1227 to 1682 and encodes 151 amino acids.
AAUGGAUCUGUUUUCCUCGAUUUCUAUAAUUCCAGAGUUUACUCGGUGUGAUAGUAUGGUGAUUGUAUCGUAUUCUUAGUUCGAUUUCUAUGGGCCCUAUUAUAGAAAUAGAGUCGAUAAGAAUUUUGCUCGUUAGCUCAAUUUUACUAUUGUGCAAUUCCAAAUGAAAUCGAAAUAAAAAUGCCGAUUUUAAAAACAUGUAUUUUUGAUUCGAACGAAAGUUUAUAUUCCGUUUGAGUUGGAGGAAAUAUGAGUUUUCCGCAGCCUUUGGAAAUUUUUUGACUCAAGUGUAACUUUUGAAUAGGGGGUAUCGAUAUUAGUAAGAGAAAUCUUUGUUAAUUUAUAUCUCAAAAACUUUUAGUCGUAUCGAAAUAGUGUCUUAAAAAGAGUUAUAGAGUAUUGAUGGUUGAAUAUGAAAAAAUGUACACUGAGAAAAAAAUUGUACUUUCAUGUAGAAAAUUUUAAAAAUGGGUACAAGAUGGUAAAACUAUUUUUGACGAACUUUGUGAAAUAUCGUUUUUUUAUGAAUUUUCGAAACUUUUGUAUGUUAACAAUCAUUUAGCCGAAUUGGCUAUAUCCGGCGGACACGAAGUGCUCCUCGAUGUUCAAUUUCUUCUCUCCGGGGUGGAGCGUGCUGUACGAAGAAAGCAUCAAGCGUAGUUGCUUGACUGGUUUUGGCGUGGUUCCUGCAAAUCAGCUGAUAACGCUGUUUCUGUGCACAACAUGGCUGUACCAGGUAAUCGCAUGAAAAAUCGCUAGAAUCAAUCCAUCCCAUUUUGUUUGACGAUGAACAUCUCCACUGAGAUCAAAAAGAAAGACGCUGGAAAUUACGAAACGAGUCAUCGGUCAAGAGGUCCUUCAAAAAGUAACCCAACCCAGUUGGGUUAGAUCAUUCCAUUCUAUCUUAAGAACAACCGAACUCCGUGGGGUAUGCUAUCUUGCUCCGGUACUCGGUAACACGACUUAUCUCUGCUGCGGCUGGAAUGAGGAAGAGGCCGAUUUCCUGUGUGAUGUGUUCACAUCAGCUGUCAGGCCGAGCUCAAGGUUUGCUCGUCAGGUUGCUGUAAUCGGAGUAUACCCAGGUUUUUUUACGCGUUUUUUUUUGCGCGGUACCCGCGUAAAAAAGACCAGUGCAAUAUCACAUCUUCUCCUCAGCUCACAUUUUUCUCUUAUGUUCCCUCAGAGCAUAUUAUGGUAAUUAGUGCUUGUAACGGAGCUUAGCGCUUAUGAAGGAAAUCAGUGCCGCACCAUAUCACGAUUCUCACGGGGAUUUUAGGUGUUGGGUAACGGGUAGCUCACCGAACGGUACAACGGAACGGGGUUUUUACGGGCAGCGAUUCAUGAAUGGAUUUCCCUGUCUACUUAGCUCUGGACGGUGGUACUGCACGUGCAUCGGCAGUAGAGUGUACAAAUCACAAGGGAGUCUCCUAGCAACAGCAGAUGACCUCAUUCGGGAGGAAAACCGAACUAUAGCUACCAGUAAUCACCGAAAUUGCAGGAAAAAACAGCGGGUUUUCGGAAGCAUAAAUCUAUACGUGUGGCAACACUGGUUGUGCCUACUAUGGGCUUCGCAAAUCCUUGGGUUCCAACAAACUCCGACCCCGUACGAAGUGUACCAUGUACAAAUCCUUACGGGGCAUGGACGAUGCUCGAAGGAGACUCACAAGCACUUGGUGUUUUAGAACUCCGAGUGCUCAGAACAAUAUACGGUGGUGUACAGGAAAACGAAGUAUGGAGAAGGAGAAUGAACCACGAACUGGCGCAACUCUACGGCGAACCCAGCAUCCAGAAAGUCGCCAAGGAUGGACAGCAGCCCUGCAAAGAUAGUGUUCGCAUCGAAUCCGGUAGGAACAAAGAGAGGAGCCCAGCGAGCGAGGUGGGUGGACCAGGAGCAGGACAUUGCAAGAGUCGGUGUUGCCGGGAGUUAGAGAACUGCAGCCAUGGAUCGGGUUUAUUGGCGAAAA